CUGAUGGAUCAAUUCAAGGUUUUUUCAGAAGCAGCUCCUUUUUAAGGUGAUCUUAUGUUACUUUUUUAACAAGCAGCUCCAAAACUAGCUGAAAAGGACCUUCCAUCACUGAGACUGGUGUUCAGCAGCCAUGGACAGACAGACAAUUUAGCAAAGAUCUUUUCCAGCAUUGCAUUUUUUUCUUUAUGCCUACAGUUUGGUCAAAAAAUUGCCAUCAAGUAAUUACAUACAUAGAGAUAGCAAGUUGAAAAAUCAUGAUUUGCUGAGAAGUUUUCAGUGGUAAACUAUCUUGCUGGAUAGAUAAGGGAUGGCAACAAAAUCUGUUGUGGCAAUGGACACUUACAAGCUGAUGUAACAAAGACAGUUUAAGGCCACGUAAAAUUAAGAAAAUGAAUAAGUGUACUACGCUGAAAAAUAUGUUACUUGCUAUAUACAAUGAAUAAAUCUGAAGUAUUACAAGCACAACUCUCAGUUUGAAGUUAAGAAGUGUUCACUCACUUUGAAAGUAACGUAGAAAUAUUUUCUGGUGUGUGCUGUACACUUAGCAUGUUUGCUAAAUGCAAUAGUAAAACCUCUUCUAAACAGGAAGUCCUAAAUCUCGUGACUCAGAGCGUUCUGCAACUCCAGAUAUUUCCUAAGUUCCUCUUCCUUCGAGCAGAAUACUUUCCAGAAAGAUACAAGAAAUGGCAUCUGUCAACAAAUUCCAAAAAGUGCUAGUGCUGGCACUUGACUGGAUUCUGUACAGUGUUGGUGCUACAGAUAACUGCCAUGUCACUGUAACACAGCCCGGGUUUCAGGAAGCUGAACACUCUGAGCACACUGCGCUCCUAAUGUGUGCUUUCUCUGCCCAUGGAUGCUCCCCAUCUCAGCCUCAAGUUCUGUGGUUUCGCGUUUUUACUAACAGACACGAGGAUCUGUGCACUCCUGAAUGCACGAAUCGCCAGAAGUUCCAAGUUUCUGCAUCAUCAGAAAAUAACUAUUGGCUUCAAAUCAACCACCUGACUGUAAACGACAGUGCUAUUUAUUUCUGUGGGAUAGCAUUUGCAGAUUCAGGCUCACCCCAUUCUAAGCAAACAGGAGAUGGAACAGUGCUGACAAAAAGAGAGAGGCACAAGACUGAAGAAUUCAACUCCAUGAUCAUCAUCUCAACAUUACUGCUUCUAUACAGCAUUACUGUAUUCACAAUCCUUGCAGUCCACAAGUUAAAACGAAAGCUGCUAAAUAGAAGUGGGAAUGAAGGGCAGAGAACAGAGAACUGUAAAAUCAGAAGUGGCCGAAUAAUUUUUCGAGCAAUAGCCCAAGAACUUCAAAAGAAGCGGUUUGCUGAGCACUGCCACCAGCCUGAUCAUAUGGAGGAUGACACUGUUUAUCAGAACAGAUGAGUGUGUGCUGCGUUUCCAAUCUGUUGGAUGUGUUUGAUGCAACCGAAGGGGCUGAUGAAGAAGUGAAGCUUUUUCACAGACUUACUUUCCUUUAAAACGCAAGGAGAAAACUGUACAGAGCAGUGUUCUUUGAGAGUGUUUGCUAAACACAUCAUCAAAACCAACAUUAUGUCUUCUACACAUUACUUCCCAUUCCACAAGAACAACAACAGUGGGAGAAGGCUUCAUCUUUUAGAAGAGAACUGCUAAUGCUUCAUAAAAACUUCCCCUUUCAAUUUAGAUUUAAUUCUACACAUUUUUACAUGAAUUUCAAUGCAUUUCUUAUAUGUGAAUUGUGCAUUUGUGUAAGAUGUACAUUAAUCAACAGCAACAAAAUAAACUCAUUGUGCAGUGACGUUCAGUUUUCAGUCAUAUUAGUGUGGUAGUUACAAUGGAUAUACAGAUGAAAAACUACUGAGUCUUACAGCAGCUUUAACAGCAAAGCAGAUGUAUUCUGUAGAUAGGCAAGCAGGAAAAAAACCCACAACAGAUAACAUGAAUGCACAUACUAUCAUGCUAAAGCUCAUUUGGGAUGGGAACUUCCCCCUAGCCUACCUAGGAAAGGAAGAUGGCAGUCACUGUGAAAAGGCUGCUCUAGCAACUUUAACAUUCAAUCACCAGCAAGACAGCUCCUUUCCUCCAACCCUACCAUCCAAAGGCAGGAUUAUCUGGAGUGCCAACCUUUGCUCACAGCAGAUGCUGGCAUGAACACAGAAAUGCACAGAAGUUACUAACCAGCUAAUGUACAAAAUCUGCACUUUGAGAAGUGACCUGCUGAUGCCAGGCAUACUUACUGCUCAGGAACAACUACAUCUAUCAUCAUUUAAAUGAAGCAGGGACUGAAGUACUACUUCUCAUUUCAGCGACAUGAGAACUGACAGAUCAGACAAAGCAAGGCCCCACCUAGCACAGUACUGUGUUUCCAGAUCUACUUAAUACCAAAUGCUUCAGGAAAAUGAAAAAUGCACCUUCCUCUUCUUAUCCCUAUCAAGCAAUGAAAUAAAAAUUAAUGUGUUCAACAAGAACAUUUCACAAUCCCAGGCUGAUAGUGUUGAUUUUUUUCUGAACUUUGGUGGUGACUUCAACAUUUUUAUUUUGGAGAAACUUAAACCAUUCUAGUCUAUUAUUUAGAACUGACUUUAUACAAAUGCAAUGUCUGUAUUAGGAAAUACAAAGCAUUUCAUAGUCACCCAAUGGGAUACCUACCAAAAUUACCAAGUUAGACUAGUCACACAAGCAUGUUUGUUAUGAUACCAUAUAAUUCAUAUAGCUUACUUGACAAAUUCAUACAUGAGCAGGAAGUGCAUUACUUGUUCUACAUGUUGAAAAUAAAACUUUUGCGAAGAGCUUAAUUUAUGAUUUAGCAACUUCAGACUCUAGGUGUCACUGUAAUUCCAGAAACAGCACAGACAAAAAUGUUACCUCCCACUCUACCUGGCUUUGUUCUCUUUGAGCAGGCUUCGCAUUGACAGUUUCUGCAACUGCUGUCAAACUAUGCUAAGUGUAGUAACCCAGAUAUGUUUCAUAUCUCCAACUCUAAAAACUGAUCCUUACCUGACUCAUCCCUGCUCCAUUUGUUUCCCACUUUAAAAUUCAGAAAUCUCCCCAAGCAGGUCCAAACUUUUAAAUUAGCUGAUACAAGGAGCAAUCCAAGAUCCAUACAAUUUUUUUUCUUAUCAUAAAGCCUAGGUACACAUGUGACAUUUAAGGUAUCAUCUUAUAGAACAAUUGAAUGAAAAUCUGAAAUCUACAAUCUUUUGUAUGUGAUGAACACAGAAUGGCUCCUUACUGUUUCUUUAGGCUAUAGCUGAAUAGAUCUUAAGUUGGAAAGCUUCAGUGGAAUGCCAAUAACUUGAGCAUUUAGUAAUUUGCAUUGUCCAGAAUGUUUAUAUAGGCCCAUAUCCACAACAGAGGUAAACAAAGUAAAGACGUUUUGAAGUUUCAGUAGAUAUUUACCAACUGGAACACUGGAAAUGGUAAUGGCAUAGUAAUCUGUAACGUGUUUUGUGGCUGGCUGUGAUCUGCAACAUCAUCACUGCACUAGCUGAAACUUAUGACUAAUCAUUUACAAGUUGUCAGAAUAAACCAAAGUUUGACUUCAGUUUA
Phasianus colchicus (ring-necked pheasant) is the source of this 3527-nucleotide messenger RNA. RefSeq names its product immunoglobulin superfamily member 6 (gene IGSF6). Lineage: Eukaryota; Metazoa; Chordata; Aves; Galliformes; Phasianidae. The record is from RefSeq and is a predicted model, not a curated record.